GCCCCAAUCACCGGGACAGCUGGAGGCAGUCGGAGGGCCUUCCCUGCCGGAGGGUUUAAAGAGCGCCUCUGGAGGGAUCACUCAGCUGGAACGACCGAUCGGUGCCAGGCCAGGUGUACGCGUCCGUCGGUCCUUCCGUGCCAGUGCCGGAGACCAGCCCCGGAGGCCGCCCGGGCCCGUCCCUGUGCCCGGCACCAUGAAGCAGGAGUCCGCAGCCCAGAGCACCCCGCCUCCUUCACUGUCCCCUGCACCAUCCGCGCAGCCUUCCUGGGAGGAUGGCGACCCCCAAGCCCUGUGGAUUUUCGGAUACGGCUCCCUAGUGUGGAAGCCGGACUUUGCCUACAGCGACAGCCGUGUGGGCUUCGUACGUGGCUAUAGCCGACGGUUUUGGCAGGGAGACACCUUCCAUAGGGGCAGCGACAAGAUGCCUGGCCGAGUGGUGACCCUCCUUGAAGAUCGUGAGGGCUGCACUUGGGGUGUGGCAUACCAGGUUCGAGGGGAGCAGGUGAGCGAGGCACUGAAGUACCUGAACGUGAGAGAAGCUGUGCUUGGCGGCUAUGACACUAAGGAAGUCACCUUUUAUCCUCAAGACACCCCUGAGCAACCCCUCACGGCACUGGCCUAUGUGGCCACCCCACAGAACCCUGGCUACCUGGGCCCUGCUCCUGAAGAGGUCAUCGCCACACAGAUCCUCGCUUGCCGAGGCUUCUCUGGCCACAACCUUGAGUACUUACUGCGUUUGGCCGACUUCAUGCAGCUCUGUGGGCCUCAGGCACAAGACGAGCACCUGGAAGCCAUUGUGGACGCCGUAGGAACCCUGCUUCCCUGCUCUUUCCUCCCCGAGCAGCCGCUGGCACUGAUCUGAGGAGCCGAGAGCUCCUGCAAGGAGUGUCCGAAUGGAUACUGGUGGACAUCAGCAUGCAGUACUUGAGAUAGACUUGAUGGAGCUAGAGGCAGUUGAGAAGGCAUGGCGGGUGGCUGGGGGACUUUGUGUGUUAUGUCCUGCCUGUCUGCUAGCCAACUGUCUGCUGGCCUCCAACUCUUCCUUCAUUGACCCUGACUUAUUACUUGAAAGUUUAUUUAUUGCACCAUGUUGGUGUGGUGGGUAGGGCAGGUGGGGGGCCUGCCCUGGAUGUGGGCCCUGCUGUGCGGUGGCUCUGUCCUAGCCCUCUGGUACCUAACCAGAAUCACCCCAUUGCUGCUGCUAAUUCCACACCACCCAGGCCUCCACAGCCCCACGGAGCCUCCAAGAACCUCGAUCCUCUGUCCACCUAGACUACCCCAACCCUGGUAAUGUCACCUGCCCAUGUUCCCGGCCUUCUGGAUGAGAGACGGGAAAGGAGGCAAAGUAGCUCUUCAAGGACCAAGGUCCAGCGUCCUUCUUCGUUGCCGGGGUCCAGGGCAGAACUGGAUUCUAUGCACAGACACAGCUCCUGGGACUGGGCCUCUUCCCUCCUCCCUUUUCUCAUUUCCUUAUCCUUCUGUCUGUCUGCUUGUUUGUCUGGAUUACUUCCUAUAGACCCAUUGGUCUGUUCCUAGAAAACAUCACUACAGUCCUUGUCCAUUCUCAGUUGACCUGUACUGCUACCCAUAAACUCUCUUCAAUUACCUUUGCCAGAA
Arvicanthis niloticus (Nile rat) is the source of this 1620-nucleotide messenger RNA. It is a transcript of the gene Chac1, whose product is annotated as ChaC glutathione specific gamma-glutamylcyclotransferase 1. Gene Ontology annotation, molecular function: glutathione specific gamma-glutamylcyclotransferase activity. Gene Ontology annotation, cellular component: cytoplasm. NCBI's taxonomy places the organism in Eukaryota, Metazoa, Chordata, Mammalia, Rodentia, Muridae. The record is from RefSeq and is a predicted model, not a curated record. Gene Ontology annotation, biological process: glutathione catabolic process.